CUGACAGAACUAUAAGCAUAAAAAUUUAUCAGCAAACGAGUCGGCGUUGCGUCCCAAACUAGUUUAUUUCUAGAUAAUAAGGAAUAUUAGUUGCAAUUAAUGUUAAAACAAAUGUCGAAAUUUAUUACUGAAGACGAUGUUCCGGUUGGAUACUCGUCGGAGCAGGAUGAUGACUACGAUGAGUACGAAAAAGAUGUCCCUGAAAUCGAAGAUCCGGCUGAAAUUUACAUCGGCAACACCGGCAAGGUUUCUGCAAGCAAGUUCUUCAAUUUGUUCAAAAUGUACGGUUUCAUCACGAACAUGUUCAUUUGGCGCACCCACAACCACUUGUAUCACGCUCGGAUCACCUACAAGCGAGGACCCGCUGCUCAAAAAGCAGUCACAGAACAAAAUGGAAAGUUUUAUAAUGGGAAGCGAUUGCGAGUGACGCUCGUGAAGGAUAAAGUUCCACUGAGUUAUCCAGCAGCAAUUCGUAUCGAUGAUCUUUGUGCAGGAUGCACAGAAGAGGAUAUCUACGAGCACUUUGCACCAUGUGGAGAGAUUCGGUUUGUUGUAAAAAUUGGAUUUUCUGCGUAUAUUCAAUUUAACUCCACUCAGUCGGCCACCAAUGCGUUGUCGCUCGAAAUGAUUCUCAACGGAGAUCCUUAUACCAUUACUAGAAUUUUUAGUGAUGAUCGAGUGGAUCAUGAAAAAUCGAUUGAAAAUAUGAAGCAGAUCAAGCAUCGCAAACCAUUUGUGAUGGUGGAAAACUUUCCCCGAUACGAACAGGAAGUACCGCUGAAUCGAUACAAGAGUUGCUUUGAAACGGUAGGACUUGUUCAACAUUUCAAAAUCGCUCCGACCUCGAACGGAACGGUUACACUGGCAUUGGCGAUGGCCAAAGCCGAUGAACGAGAUAUGGUGAUUGGUAAAUUUAACAAUACGAUCCAAGAUAACAAAGUGCUAAAACUUUACAUGGUACCGGGUAGGGCAGUUAUGACUAUCCAUCAUGCCGCAACGUUCGCGUCUGCUAAGUCAUCGGUUGUGGUUUCUGGUAUCCCUCCUUAUUACAAAGACUACGACGUUUGUAUGUUGUUCAAAAAAUGCGGAGAAAUCAAUUUUUUGGAAUGCUUCGACGGCAUAUGGUUGAUAGCCUUCGAAAAUCAGUCUGCGGUUUCAUUGGCGCAUUUUUUCCACUUCUCGAUUAACAAACAACGACUAGUAAUUCGAAACCUUACACCAGACACUCUGCCAGGAAAAACGUUGGUCAAAUUGCACGAUUAUGAAGAACCUAAAGACAAGAAAGAGCCGGUUGCGAAAGUUCCACCACGUCCAAACCGUGCGGAUGAUUUUUUGCUCAAAGCGAUGCAAUCAAUGGAUCAGCAAAUAAAAAGGAACAACAGUAUACUACAGCAGCAGGCAAGCGCAACCGCUGACACAUCCGUAGCGACAAAGCCCAAAAUUACAGAGAGGCCAAAUAAUAUCGUCAUUAAAACGGUACCGAUAGAAACGCUGAAACGGCCUGCUGAACCGGUAACAAAGAUUAAUACUUCGAUCGGACGGGCUAAGGCUGACGCUAGUAAUACUUCCGCUGCAGAAGCAUCCGAUGAUGACGAUAAUACCGCGGAACGCAAAAAUUUCUCUACUAAUAGCAAUAUCUACAUCGGAAACCUCGCGAAAGGACUAGACGAAAAAGAUAUAUGCGAGUUAUUCAAAAACAAAAAACUCCAGAAUGUGACCGUAUAUUGCAGCAAAGAUUCGUACCACCCCACGGCUGUAAGCUACGUAGAAUUCGUCAAUCGGUCUGACAUCGCAUCGGUCAUUCAACAUAAUCAUGACCGCUAUCGAGGCAAACGUGUCAUGAUCGUGCGUGGACGUAGGACGAACCCCUUCUUCGCUAAGGACAAAAGCUUCAUGGUGAAAAACUUGACAUCAGGUAUCACCGAAGAAGGUUUAUUGAAUGAAAUCGAAAAAGUGUUAGGUCCAGAUACAGUCGGAGAUGUAAUCAGACCAGCAUAUCACUACGCAUACGUCAGUCUGGAGCAGCAUGUUGUAACAAGUAAUGCCAUCGAUCAACUACGGGAAGCUUUCACGCGUUUUAAAAUCGAUGUGUACCAAUUGUAUACCAGUAUACCAAAGCAGAUGAUAUAUUUUUCAAUUAAUCCGCAGACAGCGGAAUCAAUGCGAAAACUUGAGGGUCUGAAAAACCCAUCCGAGAUGGAAAACAGCGACAAAAACUUUGGCGUACAUAACGCCCAUAAAGUAUUCGUUGGUAACAUUCCGCGUGAUACGUCGGCUGAAGAUGUUAUCGACUAUUUCAGCAACUAUGGCAAUGUUAUUGACUACAGCCCCAUUGAGAAGAAAAGCUGCUAUUUGCGCAAAUCGGCAAUCAUCAGUUUUUUGAAUUCAAAACACGCUCAAAAUGUGCACUGUCGCAGCAAUCACUACUUCGAAGGCAGUAAACUAAAAAUACAUUCAAUGGAAUACCCUCCAUAUCAGUACAGACCCGAAACGCAAAUAGUGACUGUCAAAUCACAUAGUCCAUUUCUGACUUGCGACGAAGUGCAGCACGCACUCAGCCCACAUUUGAGAGGAAUGCGCAUUAUGCGUUUCGAUGCGUACGACGAUCGUGCAAACUUCAUAGUAAAGCACAUUGGUGGGAAGGGAUCUACACUCGAGAAAGUGUUCGCUUAUCAAUAUAUCAACGAUGAGGCAAUUCUAGUUAUAGAUGGAUUAGAUCUGACCCCACCUAAAGUGGACGAGGCACGGGAAAGUAAACAAAUUUCCAAUUCUUUGAACCGACAACAGAAGGAAAAAUAUCUCAGCUAUGUAGUAUACAAAGAAAAUGUUAAAGAGGAUAUGGAAAUCAGAACGAAGCCGAGCAGUGAGCAGGACAUUCCAUUUAAGAUGUUUUACAAUGACAAUGCAAUACAAAUCAACAACGUUUCACUGGAUACAACGUUGGAGAACAUUCGCGAUUUAUUCCUCAAAUGUGGAAAUAUAUCCGACUAUCAGGCGCUGAUCCUCGAAGAAGACAACAGCAAAAUUUGUUAUGUAAAAUUUGAAACGGAUCUUGCGGCUGAUUUGGCAUGCACGUACAAUCAACGUCUGCUAAACGGGAGCCGGAUUCUAAUACAUUUGGCGAAGGAAACCGUGCACGUAGAAAAGGAUCGAACGAUUUUCGUUGAACAGCUCAAUCCGCAAACUACUGCCGAACAAAUAUAUUACGCCUUCAGUCGAUUUGGAAUGAUCAAGUUUGUUCACAAGCAGUCUCCCUUUACGGCCAUCGUGUGUUUCAAAGACCGGGAUAGCAUGGAGGAUGCUAUCAAUGCACAACAGAAGGGCAGCUCCGUAAGAUUCGUUAUCAGCCAGUGUUAUAAAGAUUACGAUUCUCGAUUCUUCAACAAUUUCACGACCCAAGAAGAAUUUAUUUCCAUAGAAGAAAUAAGAACCACACUGAAACCUCGCGUACGGCCGGAAUAUCAUCAAUCUAACCUGGAACGGCAGGUGUUCGAAGUACUGCCAGAAAAAGUUAAAUCAGUGCUCAUUAAUGAGAUUUUCCUGGCGCGGAACACCAUCCCCAAUUUUAGCAACCUCACUAAACCGGAACAGAUCGUGGCACUCAAAACAGAAUAUGAAAAGUUUACACAGAAAGAAUAUUUUGUGGGCUUAAAUGUAAAGGAACAAGAAAAGCUACUGGACAUAACGAAAAAUCUUCAGAAAGAAUACCCAUACGAGGAAGUAAAAAAUAUGGACAUCCUGGAACCGAUCGCGAAACAACCUCGAAACGAUCAGCCCAAGAACAAUCAACCAGACAAAAAAUUCGCAGCCAAUUGGUACUCCGAACCAUCGCAAGCAGACAAAAUAAUCCAAAAUCCACCAACUGCGCCUCUGAACGCACAUCAUGUGGCACAAGCACUUCCAUCCACCGGAUUGCUGAGUUACGGUGGACCUCUCAGCCCAGCUAAUCCGAUUCCUCCCGUGCUCGGUUCUACUAUAAACACUAGAAACACCGCCGUUCUACCGCUGAUUCUUCGAAUCCAACAGGCUAGUUCGAGAGUAUUGAAUUUUAAGUGUGGCCGACCCACCUCCACUUUCGUUCCCGAAUUCCUGUCGCUAUCUGCUUCUGAUGACAUCGACGAUGGAGCUCAGCAUUAG
Molecule: messenger RNA, 4137 nt
Organism: Topomyia yanbarensis
Lineage: Eukaryota; Metazoa; Arthropoda; Insecta; Diptera; Culicidae
Exons: 17
Coding region: 100-4137 (1345 amino acids)
Cellular component (GO): ribonucleoprotein complex
Molecular function (GO): RNA binding
Source: RefSeq, a predicted model, not a curated record